AUGGCAGAGCUCGAUCAGCUCAUGGCACUGGGCAAGAAGGCAGGCAACACGGCGAUGGUCGCGAGGUACCAGGCUGUGCGAGAAUACAAGGUCCAGGCGGCCCACCAGAAGGUCCAGAGCCUGGAGCGCCAGCUGGACGCGGAGAUCGACAAGCUCACGGCCAUCCGCCUGCAGCAGGCUGAGCAGACUGCCCUGGCCGAGACGAUCACGGCGCAGCUGGAGGAGGCGGACGGCGCGCACAAGGGGCACCAUGCGCAGCUCCACACCACCGUGGUCGGGGCGAAGGAGCAACAGGUCGCAUGCCAGGUCCCGCUCGCCAAGCUCCUGCAAGGGGAUGUUAGUUGCGUCGAUCUCUCGGACUGCGACGCGCUCUCCGGGAUCGAGGAUGUGCAUGGAGUCGCCGACGAUGAGCGCGAGAAUUUCGAGGCUCCGAAGGAGCAGUUGGCCGGCGGCAUCACCAAGCUGGCGACGCAGCUCUUCGGCGAGGUCCAGCAGACGGCCGAAAGGCUCAAAGCCAAGCAUCAGAAGCACAAGGGGCGCCUCUCCGAGAAGAAGCGCAAGACCGACGGGGAGCAGUCUGCGGCCGACGGCAGUCCCGCGGACCCGAGCGCGACCGACGGCGGCCACGGCGCUGCUGUUCCUGGCACACCUGCUCGUGACGGCAGCCAGCCAGCCGCUGCUGCUUCGCCAGCCACCGACGUGCGCCACCGCGCCGCAGCGCUGCUUGCAGAGAACGGCGAAGGAGCAGCGGGCAGGGGCAAGGGCAGCGGGGCGGGAG
Molecule: messenger RNA, 778 nt
Organism: Prorocentrum cordatum
Lineage: Eukaryota; Dinophyceae; Prorocentrales; Prorocentraceae
Source: the annotation of a GenBank genome assembly